UACGUCGUCAUCUUCAGGGACAGUGUUGCAGUCAGAAUCGAUGUCGAAAGGUUCAACUCCACAGAGACCCACACCAACGAAGCGACAUCGUCGGACCGACCUUUACCAUGACGCUCCUCCUCCCACUGGCAUGACGUUGGCCUCACCGAAGCCAUACCCUUCCCCUUCCGCCGCUCCCAAUCUAUCCACCGCCCACACCCAGCCAUGACGGACUUCAUCCGCCGCAACAACCACGGCUCCGCCGCCGUCGGCGACUUCGUGUACAUCGACGGCGGGCUAUACAGCUCGCGCGACUCAGACGGCGCGAUCAGCGACCCGGUGCAAAACACGCACACGCUCGCCAUCGACAUGCGCGCGUCCUGGACCAACGCCACCGUCAACAUCAGCCGCAUCGACAAAGGCAGCUCGCCCGUGUUUUUCCAGCCCAAAUUCUGGGCGGACGAAAGCGCUAACGCCUUUUAUUCUUGGUCUGGCAGCACGCCCAACGGCUACGCCGUCUCGCAGAAGAGCCUCUGGAAAUUCAGCGGCGAUGGCGAGGGCGGCGGCGCGUGGGCGCGCCAGACGGUCAAGGACGACGACUCCGUGUUCAAGCAGCUCACGCGGCCUGUCGGCGGGUACAGCGCCGUGGCGGACCAGACGGGGUUUUUCGUGGGGGGCGUGGCGACGAAGAGCUCGGAUGACCUGAACGUCGAGGGCGAGGACGCGGUGCCCGUCCCGGGCGUCGUGUCGUACAACUUCUCCUCCGGCGAGUGGGCCAACAAGUCUUCUGACGGCUGGACGCCCUACGGCACCGGCAUGUGGGGGCAAGCGGCCGCGGUGCCGUUCGGGUACCAGGACGAUGGAAGCGGAGGCUUGCUCGUGCUGUUGGGCGGGGAGAGCGGCACCAGGACGUCCAUCUCAAACGCGGAGGGCUACCUCGAUUUCAGCAGCGUGUCGAUCUAUGAUGUCGCGACCGGGGCGUGGCACUCGCAGGUGACGACGGGCGAGGCGCCGAGCGUGCGCGACGAGUUCUGCAUGGCGGGCACGCAGGGAAAAGACUCGUAUGAGCUCUUCGUCUUUGGGGGCUGGACGGUUGCGACAGGCAAGACGCACAGCGAUUCGUUCAUCCUGUCGUUGCCGGCUUUCCGUUGGUUUAAGGGCCCGACCGAUACUGCGCCCCGGGUAGGCUUGACCUGCCAUACCGUCGGCAGUGGCAGACAAGUCCUCGUCAUUGGGGGCCAAAACGACAAUCUCAACUCCACUGCUCGAUGGCAGGACCCGGAUCCGUGGACGCAGGGCUUGGGCAUCUUUGACAUGACGGCCUUGGAAUGGAGUGAUGGUUACGAUGCCGAUGCGGCGGAUUACGAGUCCCCGCAGGUCGUGAAGGACUGGUACGCUGACGAAGAGAACGCCGAGCCCGAUUGGUCGUCAGAUACCGUCAAAACACUUUUUUCGAGGACAAGUGCAAGUGCCUCUGUAUCGUCUACGGUCUCCGCAUCCCCAUCCACAAGUACAUCCGCGUCAUCGAAGUCUCAUGCGGGAGCCAUUGCAGGAGGAGUAGUUGGUGCCGUAGCUGCUCUCGUUCUUAUCGGCUUCUUGCUAUUCUGGUGCCGGCACCGAAGGCGAUCCGCAAAGUUUCCGGUUAUGGAAGAUCACGCUCCUGUCCAAGAGUUAACUCCUGAAUCGAGAGCAGAGCUCCAAGUACCAACGGCAGAGCUCCAGGGCCAGAAUCGAUUUAUAGCAGAGCUCCACGGACAGAACAUGAAAGCGGAAAUGCCUGCAGAAGAUCGCGAGAGAAAAGAGUUGCCGGGUGGACAUGAGAUCAUCGCAGAGCUUCCCGGCAGUAUAACCCCAAGGUAACAUCUGGGUGCCAAGAUAGUUGCGUUUGUACGGUUUUGGUUUUGUGUAAGGAAGAUUCCUUUCGAGAUGCGCUUUCAUAUUUACGAUGUAGUUCGAUACCCUUUUAGCGUUAACUGGUUAUAAAGUUUCUUCUCAAGGUGGUCAAGGUGUGUGCAAGCGGCACACAAAAUCGAUGUCCCUUGAACGGUCUGUAGUAUGUUAACAUCCUGUAUGUACGUAGUUAGCAUCGUCAUUUCAGUGGCUUACGAACGCUGUAACCAAUGACAUUUACUCAUCAAAUAGGAAAGGAAA
Aplosporella prunicola CBS 121167 is the source of this 2130-nucleotide messenger RNA. RefSeq lists its product as uncharacterized. Gene Ontology annotation, molecular function: protein binding. Bases 205 to 1839 code for a protein of 544 amino acids. Lineage: Eukaryota; Fungi; Ascomycota; Dothideomycetes; Botryosphaeriales; Aplosporellaceae. The transcript is spliced from 2 exons. The record is from RefSeq and is a predicted model, not a curated record.